This is a messenger RNA of Nerophis lumbriciformis (worm pipefish), 6585 nucleotides long. Lineage: Eukaryota; Metazoa; Chordata; Actinopteri; Syngnathiformes; Syngnathidae. The record is from RefSeq and is a predicted model, not a curated record.
AUGUCCGAUCGUUUGGGGCAAAUAACCAAGUCCAAGGAUGGGAAAAGCAAGUACUCCUCACUCAGCCUGUUUGACAAGUACAAGGGAAAAUCAAUAGAAUCUCAGAAAAACUCAGUUCCGCGACAUGGCCUGCAGAGUCUUGGCAAAGUGGCCGCAGCCCGGCGCAUGCCCCCGCCCGCUCACCUACCGAGCUUGAAGUCUGAAAACAAAGGAAACGAUCCCAACGUGAUUAUUGUCCCGAAAGACGGAACAGGAUGGGCAAACAAGCCGGAUCAACCCGAUCAAAAGAGUUCUGGUGCAUCAAUACCUCAGCUGCCGGAGUCGCAGCUGCAGCUGGCUUCUCAGAAGUCAGUCUCCAAUCUUCAGAAGCCUCCGCCAGUAGCCAAUCAGGAGAACAUAAACACAGGUGGACCAAAGCAAUGGGCCCAGCUAAAUGGAAAGGGAGUAGAGCAAGAUGGUUCAAGGGCCUUAAACCGACUUCAGCCCUUCUCUCACGAGGAAUUUCCCACACUGAAGGCCGCUGGAGAACAGGACAAAGCUGGCAAGGAAAGAAGCGGCUACGAUCCGUCGUAUGGGCCCGGACCAAGCCUCCGCCCGCAGAAUGUGACCAGCUGGAGGGAAGGAGGCGGCAGGAACCUCCAGCCCUCGUCCCUGACUCUUGGCCUGCCAGCGGACCUCGAGGGCAAACUCACCGCCCCGGGGGAGACGGGCACCCCUCCCGCCACGUCCCACCCUUCCUCCGCCACCAGCACUGCCUCAUCUAGCACCGUUGCGGCAGUCGUCCAGACGCCGAGCGCCGACCUCAAGGAGCCCUCCCUGCGUCCCGCUCAGCCUCUCCGCAGAACAGUGGUCCCCUCAGCCCUGCAGCAUCAGCUCCACCAUACCUCCAAUGCCGUCUACCAUGACAUGUUGCCAGCUUUUAUGUGCUCCAAAGAGACGCGUGAAACUUCAGGUACAGACCAUGUUCUUGCUACUGUUGCAGCACCAGCCCGAUUUGACAGCAAACCCACGUUUAGACAGACUUGCGCUAAACCUGAACUGGUCAAUGGCGACAUUCGAAGAGAGAACCGUUUUGUCCGCACGGCACCCCGGCUCUCGUCCCAGCCCAUCCGUCGGCCCAGCGACAGACCGCAGCGACCCGCCAUCAUUAACCCCGAGGAUCUGAAAGAUCUGGAUGACCUUGACAACGACUGUGAGGAUGGAUGGGCUGGUCUUCACGAAGAAGUCGAUUAUAGUGAGAAGCUCAAGUUCAGUGAUGAUGAGGAUGAGCACUCAGCCAGUGAUAAAAACAAGAUGUGGCCUGAGUGGGAAAGGGAGAAUCGACGCGACUGCCCGUCCUCCCUAAGCUCGGGUGAGGGCCCCGAUGAGAGUUAUUCUUAUCAACAUCAGGAGCCUUCGAGGAAGACCAACAACAGAUAUCUCUCUGCAGACACCCAAAAGAAUCACAGCGAGAUUGUACCUGACCCCGAAGACCACCAACGUCCGUCUCAGCCUCCAGCCAGGGCAAAGUUCGCAACGCCCGAGCUCUCUGAGGCAGUCGAGAGGGCGCGUAGACGUCGCGAGGAGGAGGAGCGCCGUGCCCGUGAGGAACGGCUGGCGGCCUGCGCAGAGAAGCUCAAAAAGCUGGAUGAGAAAUUUGGAAAGACCGAAAGGCAAACCUCGAGGACAGAGGAGGGUCACAAAGAUGGAGAGGGCAAAGAAGCCCCCUUGUCUCCCAGCAGGGAUCUUAUUAAAGCCUCCCAUGACAACUGCCAGUACAAUACAAAAGGUAAUGAAUGCUCCUCAGACAACUCACCUAGCCCUAGUUUCCGCGAGGAGCUCAGUUUCCCCGCCUAUCGCAGCAGUGAGGAUGACAGUCAGGAGCCCCCCUCCCCGUCUGGGGAUUACAGCGGACACCCUAGUUCGAAGCCUGUUCCACCACGCUUUCAAAAGCAACCCCAACAGCACCAGCAGCAGGAGCAGGCAUACAAGAUGCAGCACUGGCAGCAGUCUGGCCACCAAGGCUCAUCUGGAACAAGCCACACACAGCGGGGCUACUAUCCACCCCACGUCCUCGGUUUUGAUCCCCUCUGGAUGAUGAUGCCCACUUUCAUGGAUCCCCGCGUCAGCCAAGGAAGAUCACCCGUUGACUACUAUCCUGGUCAUAUCCACUCUUCUGGAAUGAUGAAACCUUUGAUGCACCAAGAUCGCCUGAACAGUCCCAGUUCUGAUGAAGGUCAUUCCAACCUGCACCAGGAGAGAAGAACCCCUUCUGCAGAGCCGUAUGGUGUCUGGAGCCAGGAUGGCUACCCCUUGCGCAGUUUUACUCCACCUUACCAGAGGCAGCAUGACAACCAGGACAACGGUCAGCUUGAUGACAGAAGCGAUUUAGCCUCUUCCCAGCAGGAGAUUUACGAGGACAAGGUCAGUGAUGGUGUGAACCAUUCCCAAGAUGAUCACCAUCACGCCUUCCAGAGUCGAGCCUCAGAACGAGACCACAUAGACCAGGCGCUGCUGACGGGUGUUCAAAUUCACACCCAGCAACAUGCAGAUAAUGAAUACCCCAAAAAAGACUCACAAGACCCUAAUCUGAAGAGUAGUCUUGAUUCGCAAGAUGAGAGCUUUGAUGGUUGUAAGCACAACUGGAAACGAGACGGAGGAAUCAGUGCUCAAAGCCAGUGGUCCAAUUCCAGUACUGGUGGCGGCCAGCCUAUAGAGACCUCCGGGCGCAUUUUGACACGCAGAACUGGACCAAUUAAGAAACCAGUUCUCAAGGCUCUGAAAGUGGAAGACAAGGAGAAUGAGAAGCCCAAACAGGAGCCUGAAGAAAAGCCUGUUCCAUACCGUUUGGAAAAGGAAGUCCUGACCAAUGUCUACGACUUAAAGAAGGACAGUCAGUCUGUCAGCAAUAGGCGUUCUGGGUCGCCCGUGGUGGUAAAACAGCUGGAAGAGAAGCAGCAUCAGCCUCCGGCUCCAACUAAAGUAGAGCGGCCGCAAGUAAUCGCCCAGAAUGAGAAUUCUUCCAGGGAGAGCGUCUGGGACACAAACAAAUUUCAGCUGCCGAGAGAUGUUCAGGAAAAUGCGGAGGCUCAGGUCCCUCGACGCAACAACUGGAUCUUCAUCGAUGAAGAACAAGCUUUCGGUCCUGUCUCAGGUUCCGGAAGAGGCCGCGGAAGAGGUUUUAGGGAUUUUAAUUCUCGAGGGGGAGGACGCGGAGUUCGAGGCGGAGACAACAUCAGAGGCGCCUACAACAACGGCACCGGUCAGGCUCAGCGUACGGGCAGAGGCCGAGCCCAGCUGAGAGAGCUGAAGGUGGAGGAGUUCCAAAGAGGCAAACCACGAAGACGUAAUGUCAGCGAGACACUCAGUGAAACCUCUGAGUAUGAGGAGCUACCUAAGAGACGGCGACAGAAGGGCUCAGAAAACGGAGAAAGUUAUGCUGAGUCUGGAGACUCUCGCAAAGUUGACCGGGAGUCUUGGAGAUCCAACAAGGUGUACACGGAAGACCAGGUUGCGGCUGAUUCCAGAGAAAAAGCCAAGACCAGCAGAGGUUUCGGCGGUCGCGUGUUGCCUCCCAGGCUGAAUACUGGAAACUAUACGAGAGGCUACGGCGGCUCAAGAGAGAUAUCCACCUGGAGGGGUCGCGGUCCCCAGUUUGGUAGCAGCAGUGCUUCCAUGCAAGAAAACGGUUACGGUCCCAGAACGGAUGCUUCUUUUUCACGUAAACCUGCUGAACGCGAGGCUCUCAAGUACCCCACAAAAUUUACUGGCUCUUUCCUAGAAAAUGGCUCCGAGGAUCGGGAGGGAGAAUACUACUUUGACCCUGAAAACCCUGACAGGCAGGCUCUGAGAAGGCGGCGCCCCCCACGUCAAGACAAACCUCCACGGUUCCGCCGCCUGCAGCAAGAACGCGAGCCGGGUUCCAACCAGUGGACCGGUGAAGAAUACGUAAACGGAGACUUCACAAACCCCUGGCCUGGCCGUCCUAAAGCAAACGGGGAAGACAACUGGUCCAGCGGCCUCUAUCCCGGAGGGCGCGGCGGCCAGCCCUCCCAGGCAGAAGAAUGGGAGACAGGAUCGGACAACAGCGAUUUUGGCGACUGGAGGGAGAAGCAAGGAGGGAGCGGCGGCACACCCGUGCAGGGACACGUCGACGUUCUUUCAGACUCAUGCCACGGCGAAGCGGGUUCUGUCGAGAAAAGGGAGCUUUCCAAGCGAAGCUUCUCCAGUCAAAGGCCGCUGAUUGAACGCCAGAACAGAAAAGGCGAACCCUCAAUGCUAGAGACUAAUAAGAUUGCACGUGCUCCUGAAAUCCCACAAUCUGCUUCCUCAAGCAGGAGUGACACUUGGCAGAAUGGAGGGGCCUCUUGUAAGAGUAGGAGCCCAGAUGAAUCAGGCCCCGUCUUUAGUAUUGAUCCGUCGGAGGAGCGGGAGCUAAGUGAAUCCUCAGCAAGUACCUUUGACAAACCAGGAUCCAUUAAACCUGACAUAGUGGAGCCUCUUCCUCAAUACGAGCUGACUGCUUACCCAAUCGAGGACAAUGCCGUGGGACCUAUUUCAAAUACAGAUCCUUACCAGGAUGCGUUGUCCAAAAAACAAAGACGUCCACAAGAUGAUGAUAGACGGCGAAAGGAGGGAGUUGGUGUGACAGUGAAGAACAGGUCAGUUGCAUCCAAGAUGCCACCGCGCUUUGCCAAGAAGCAAGGGGGCAUGAGCCUCGAACAACCAGAAGAAACACUUUCCUCGAGUAAUUUGGGAACAGAAAUCUGGGAGACGAACAGCUCCGCUCUUUCAGUGCAGUCCUCAGGGGGAGACUCGUGGACUAAACAGGUGUCUUAUACCGGUAGCGAGCCAAACUCUGAGGACUCGGAUGCAGGACCAGAGCAAAACAAAGAGCAGCACAAACCGGGGCCCAUCGGAAACGAGCGCUCUUUGAAGAACCGCAAGGGCUCCGAGGCAGUGGAUCGCCUGGAAGGCGGCCCCAUCACCCCGGUCAAUGGCGUGGACCUCCACGUGGACGCUGUGCUUCCCGUGCCCCCCAUAGAAUUUGGUGUCAGUGCCAAGGACUCGGACUUUAGCCUGCCGCCAGGUUCCACCCCAGUGCCUGUUUCCAACCCUGUCAAUAAGCUUCAGGAUCCCCUUGCCGUUAACACUAUUCCCAUGCUCUGCUCAAAUCACCUGCAGCCCGGCAUUAACCUCAAUCCCCUCUCCUUUCCAAGCACCGACCUCACACUUAAGAUGGAGUCGGCGCGCAAAGCAUGGGAGAACUCUCAGUCACUUCCGGAGCAGGGUUCUCCAGGCGCAGGAGCCUCGGGGGUGCCCCCUCCGUGCAGCGUGGGCUCAUCCAGCGGCGUCAGCUACAGCUCUUUCGGCGGGGUCUCCAUGCCUCCCAUGCCUGUGGCCUCCGUAGCACCUUCCAUGUCCAUGCAAGGUAAUCAUAUUCCUCCUUUGUAUUUGGAUGGGCACGUCUUUCCAAGCCAGCCUCGCUUAGUUCCACCCACGAUGACUCAGCAGCAGACCUACCAACAAGUAUGUGCGGCAGCGCAGCAGAUUCCCAUCUCGCUGCACACGUCUCUCCAGGCUCAGGCUCAGUUGGGUCUUAGAGGAGGUCUUCCUGUGUCUCAGUCGCAGGAGAUGUUCAGCUCAAUUCCCCCCUUUAGGUCGCAGGUUUAUAUGCACCCCAACCUGUCGCAGCCCAGCCCCAUGGUCUUGUCUGGCGGUGCGCCGCUGAAAGGGCCAUACUCGCCGUUCCCCACCAUGCAACCCUCAGACAUGGUCAAGUCAUCGUCGGGAUCACACUAUCAGCCCAUGAAUGGAAACCAACAGCUUGUAUACGACAGCCAGUUGAACCAGGGGCCCAGCAUGGGGUCGUCGCAGCUUUUGGAUUCUCAACUCAUCCAGGUGACCAUGCCCUUGCCCGCGUCUCAGCUGCGCUACGGCUCCGCCCAGCAGCACCUCAUCCUUCCUCAGUCCAUUCAGCUGCAGCAAGGCCAGAACCUGUCAGUGGGAGGGCCGCGUCGGAUGAUGCCACCCGGCUCGCAACCGUCCGUCAUGCCUGGCGGCAGAGAGGGCUCCCAGAUGGAAAUGAAGGGUUUCCAGUUUGCUGACAAGCCAAAUCAUUCACCAGGGAUGCCUGUGGGCUCCUAUAGGCCUGGAUCUGCGAGCCCAAGCGGAAAGCCGUCUGGCCCCGGAGGCCCGAUUGGACCAUUGCCCACCCAUCAUUAUACACAACAGGUCUCACCUGCUCAGGGCGGCUUGGUGAUGCACAUGCGUCCCCCCACCAGUGGCCCCUUCCCCAGCCCCAUCCAGAGACCGGUCAUGCAGGUCAACAAACCCGUCAUCAUACGCUCCCCCCCUUUCCCUAAUCCCGGCCGAGACCUCUCCCACACCACCCCUCCCUCGGCCCCCGAGCCCCCUAUCAAGGGGCCCGAGGAUGGCAUGAAGUGUAAAACCCUGCGAGAAGUGCGCAAAGCGGUCGGCGAGGCGCACGCGGGAGGCAUGACCAGCAAGCUCCAGGAGCCCCUAACCUCCACCGGCCACGGCAAACCGCCGCGCACGGGCGCCAUCAAACCUCAGUCGGCGAAAGCGGAGGAAGGCAAAGCGUAG